Asparagus officinalis (garden asparagus) is the source of this 1806-nucleotide messenger RNA. RefSeq names its product probable V-type proton ATPase subunit H. Bases 153 to 1511 code for a protein of 452 amino acids. The transcript is spliced from 12 exons. Gene Ontology annotation, cellular component: vacuolar proton-transporting V-type ATPase, V1 domain. Gene Ontology annotation, biological process: proton transmembrane transport. Lineage: Eukaryota; Viridiplantae; Streptophyta; Magnoliopsida; Asparagales; Asparagaceae. The record is from RefSeq and is a predicted model, not a curated record. Gene Ontology annotation, molecular function: heme binding; proton-transporting ATPase activity, rotational mechanism.
AGAUUUUAUAUAAAAAGCAACCACAAAAUAUUGGAUCCCGUGUAUAAAAGGAAUCACACCCAAUCAAUCUCGUUUCCCCGUCCCCUCUCUUCUUCAAUCCUCGCUCCAAAUCUCUAGCCCUAAUUUUGGUCCCGUAGAGGUAUUUGAUUUCGAUGGAUCGUGGAGAAUUGACGACUGAGGAGGUUUUGAAGAGGGAUAUACCAUGGGAGGCUUACAUGACGACCAAGCUCAUCACUGGGACUUGCUUGCAGCUGUUGAGGCGAUACGAUCACAAAUCUGAGAGCCAGCGAGCUGCGCUGCUCGAGGAUGAGGGGCCUGCAUAUGUUAGGGUUUUUGUGAACAUUUUGCGCGACAUUUCCAAGGAGGAAACAUUAGAAUAUGUCCUUGCCCUUAUUGAUGAAAUGCUCACAGCAAAUCCCAAACGCGCUAGGCUGUUUCAUGACAGUUCACUGUCAAGUACAGACACUUAUGAACCUUUCUUGAAAUUGCUUUGGAAGGGGAAUUGGUUCAUACAAGAAAAGAGUUGUAAAAUAUUGUCCCUCAUAGUGAGUGUUCGACCUAAACCACAUGAGGGUAUUGUUUCAAAUGGAGAAGCUACAAAUUCAAAGAGCACAUUUACAUCUACUAAUGAUGUGUUGAAUAGCUUGGUUGAAUGGUUAUGUUCACAGUUGAGGAAUCCAUCUCAUCCCAGUCGUUCUGUCCCAACGGCUAUCACAUGUCUAUCUACUUUGCUGAGGGAAUCUAGUGUUAGAGCUUCGUUUGUGCAAGCAGAUGGUGUGAAAUUGCUCAUUCCUUUGAUUUCUCCAGCAUCCACUCAACAGUCUAUCCAGCUUCUUUAUGAAACAUGCCUCUGUGUUUGGCUCUUGUCCUAUUAUGAGGCAGCAGUAGACUAUCUCUCCACUACUAGAGUCCUGCCGAGACUUGUGGAUGUUGUCAAAGGUUCCACUAAAGAAAAGGUUGUGAGGGUGGUCAUUUUGACCUUCAAAAAUCUGCUUUCAAAAGGGGCCUUUGGGGCGCAAAUGGUUGAUCUUGGAUUACCACAAAUUGUCCAGAGUCUAAAAGCACAGGCCUGGAGUGAUGAGGAUUUGUUGGAAGCACUGAAUCAACUCGAAGAGGGCCUCAAAGAUAACAUUAAAAGAUUAAGCUCUUUUGAUAAAUAUAAGCAAGAGGUCCUUUUGGGUCAUCUAGACUGGUCUCCUAUGCACAAGGAUCCAGGAUUCUGGCGUGAGAACAUUACAAAGUUCGAAGAAAAUGAUUUCCAGAUUUUGCGCGUUCUUGUCACAAUCAUGGACACAUCAAAUGAUCCAACAGCCCUCGCUGUCGCUUGCUACGAUCUCUCUCAGUUCAUGCAGUAUCAUCCUGGUGGUCGUAUUGUCGUCAGAGAUCUCAAGGCAAAGGAGCGGGUGAUGAAGCUCAUGAACCAUGAGAACUCCGAGGUAACUAAGAACGCUCUGCUUUGCGUCCAGAGGCUGUUCCUUGGAUCCAAAUACUCUAGCAUCUUGCAGGCGUAGAUUUGUACUAUAAUUAUAUUUCUUUGGGAGGGAAGAGGCUCUGUGUUUGUAGCCUGAACUGAUGAAUGCUACCCUCAAAUCAUCUUUGUCCAAAGUAGUACCUUUUAAGGGAAAGACGUGGAGUGUUGUCCCGUGAGGUGUGUUAUAUUUUUGAUAAAGUUCAAUUUGCUGGAGAAUGAAGUCAUUAAUUCAUUGUGCUUGUAAUAAAUGAUAUUGCUUAUACCAUUGUACUCCAAUUUUCAAUCGGUAAUAAUGUAUUCAAUUUGUCCUUGGGGGAGUUAGGGGCAUUGCCGUU